AUGUUUAAAAAACUCACCAAAUUCAUUGUAAAUCAAAUGGAUCCGUGCAAAGAAUUGGAUCCUGUUGAGAGCAUCGUACACAAUGAGCACUUCAGGCCUCUCUAUCUACUGAAAAAAAAAAGCAAACCAAAAACUGUAUUUCAUCGAGCUCCCUACUACCAGAGAACAGGCUUCACACUGGAUGAUGUGCUGCUGCCUGGAGAAGAUGGUACAAGCAUAGAGUCACUCCAUCAAGAGUCCAGCCAAUUCACUCUCACAAAAGUCAGUGCUGACCAAGCUGAUGGAGGUCUCAGCAUUUCAUUUGACCCUUCAAAUGUGGAGCUGAAAGGAGGUGCCUCCUUGUCCAAAGAGUUUUCCAUUACGCCACAGAAGAAGAGCAUAUCACAGCAAUACCUGGAGGCACUGAGAAAAGAAAGGGAAAUCAACAUGGAUCACUCCUUCAUCCGACAGCUCCAGAGAACAGACAUCAGGCUGUACGUGGUCACUGAAACCCUCGAGGCCUCAGAGGAGGCCGUGUACAAGGAAUCCACCAAGGCAGACGGGGGCUUCAAGGCCAAAUUUUAUGCUUCACUCUGUGCACAGAGCAACAGGGAGGACAAACAAAGCAUAGUGAUACCCAAGGGCUGCACUCUGGCCUUCAGGACCAUCCCACUGCACAUUAGAGAUGGAAAAUGGGAUCUGGAUUACUUCCCAGCAGAAGCUGUGAGAAGCCAAGCUUAUAUAGCUGAUGGUCCCUCAGCAGGAAAAUUAGGAGAAGUGAGGGCAGAAGUUCGAUAUUCCUGCCGAAUUUUCCCCGAGUUGUCUCCAGACCUGCUGCUCAUCAUCUUAAACACCAUCAAAGCUGUGAUGAGAGACAAGAACCUCCUUCAAGAGCUCAGCCAGAAAGUAACACAGCUCCUUGCUCAGGACAAGCAGCAGUCUCUGCCCUCAAAUCCUGACAUUUUAUUUCCUUGUUCCCCACAGAUGGAGGAAGUUCUUGAGGAAAAUGAUGGUUAUGAGCUGAAAACUGAGAGCCCAGAUUUAAAAGAACUCUUCAGCACCUUGCAGCAAUCUCCAAGACAUCAUCUCCUUCAGCUGGCAGAAGGAAUCACCUACGUCCUUGAUGCUUUGCAGGAGUUAACAGAGGAUCAGCUGCUGCUGCUGCUGGAAUCCUUGGAAAGGAAGAUUGUGUCCCAACAGCUGAACCUGGUUGAAAAUCUCCUGAAACAUGACCUGGAUAAGGAGAAGGAGACUUUUCUUGUGGAUGCCAGCGUGCUCUUCUCACAGGAGGAGGACCAGAUGUUAACCAUUGCCCUGGUGGAGCUGAGUGGAGUGCAGCUCCAGGAAAAUGGAUCAGUUAUCCCUAGGGAUCAACCCUUCGAGGCCAUGGCUGCCCUGUUUGUGGCCCUGUAUGCCCUUAACUUCCUGAGUGGCUCCAGGUCCCUGGCCCAGCCCACAGAACCCCUCGGUGAGGUCUUGUGA
This is a messenger RNA of Melospiza georgiana, 1461 nucleotides long. Its product is annotated as gasdermin-A3-like. Lineage: Eukaryota; Metazoa; Chordata; Aves; Passeriformes; Passerellidae. The record is from RefSeq and is a predicted model, not a curated record. The transcript is spliced from 9 exons. Gene Ontology annotation, molecular function: phosphatidylserine binding; phosphatidylinositol-4,5-bisphosphate binding; phosphatidylinositol-4-phosphate binding. Gene Ontology annotation, biological process: pyroptotic inflammatory response; defense response to bacterium. Bases 1 to 1461 code for a protein of 486 amino acids.